GCGUCUAUACCGUGAACAUUAUUUUUGACACGAACAUUGUAAUGGUUGAAUGAGGGUAACCCCCGACUAGGAAGUUUAAAAGUUUAUAUUUACGUCAGGGAAUAUUAUGACAAAAGUCAUUCAUGUUUAUCAAGUUGACAGGGCUACAUUGGUUUAGGUGAUGAAGUUAAAGUGAAGAGAUAAUCCUAAAGAAAAAAGAAGAUUUCAUGAUAAGUGACAAAUGCGGAUAUUUUGACAGCUGCGUAAACAAAGAAGAUGGAAUCACGAGUGUCUAUAUUCUACGUACAGCCGGACGGCGAGGUUUGGGCCGACUACCUUUAUCAGAAACUGAUUGCCAAAGAGUAUGAAAUAAACUGUGAAAAAAUAGAAUUUACCGGAAAAUCAGAAUCUAGCUUACAUUCUUCAGUAUUUAAUGUGUUUUUCGUCACACCAGAUUUUCUGGACACACAAAACUGGAAAUGGUCGAACAGUGUUGAUACGAGCAGGUGUCUUCUGGUAUUGACUGGCACGGAGCAUGAUGAUUUGGAAGAGUCCGCGAGAUAUCACGAGUGCGAACAUGUGAAUGAGUUCUAUAUUCAUGAACUAAAGGAAACAGAAGAGUCAGUUCGAGAUCUCCUCAUUAUUAUUAUAUCAAAAUAUGAGGAAAGUGAUCAUCAUCAUGAGUCCCCGUCACCCCCGACACACCAGUCUCCUCGCGAACCUCUUCACUACAGGGGCAGUGAACCCAAAAAUUUUAAAUAUAAAGACAGACUAUCAGCAAAAUCCACAGGCAGAGCUUAUACUGGUAUGAGAAAUUCGCCAAACGUUGUAAGAAAGACUAUUAGUGAAGGUCAAUACGACAGGCUGCCAAACUACCAACGCCAAGUGAAUGGUGUUAGAGAUGUUGUCUGUAAGAAUGGCAAGCUGUUUAUUCUGUUAUGGAGGCAGGCGGAGGGCGAAUUGAAGGUCAGGCUACAAGACAAAGAUAUAGUUCCAGUGGAUACACACUGUGCUGUGUAUGAAAUUGCUUAUGAAGGAAAGCAGUCUGCAAAUUUGUCGGUUAUACAGGAUGGGGAUGUAAUAGGCCAACACCUUGUUCAGGCCCCUACUUCCGCAGUCGACGGUGCACCAACUGUGAUUGAAAGUACCAAGUUACCUCAUCCAACCAGUGUGUCUGUGGAAACCCAGACGGACGAAUCAGAUAUCAACGAGGGUCGGUCAAUAAUUUCAAAAACAUCUCGCGAUUCGUUAUAUGUAAACAUUGACGAUGUUUCCCGAGAAAGUUCCGAACCAUGUCCGGAAGGCAUCUCGAAAAUGAGCCGGGAAAACAAACUUGAAUAUAUUCGAAAAAUUUUGGAGGAUGAAACGGAUCCUGAAGAGCUUCUGUGCCAAUGUCUUGGUAUAGAUAAGGGCGUCAGACAUCUGGAUGAAAAAAUGACUUCAAUGGUUCAAAGUGUAGAGACGCUCAGACAUUUAUCGUUUUCCGGUAGACAAAGUAGCUCAGAUGAAAAAGAAAGUUCAACUUGGCCGACGCUUGUACAUUUUGGCGCCCAAUUCAACCUCCUCAACUUCUGUGAUGUGUUGCUUAGCAACCCAUUGAUGUAUGGCGCUUGCGUUAGAAAGAAUAAAGACGGCAACAUGCCACAUGACAUUGCACGAAUUCACGGUCAUAAGGAACUAGCAGAAAUGUUAAAACAUUUUUCAGAAUUCGUUAAAGCCGAGAAAGAACGUGACAGUGGAGUAUCCGGUUUAUCUAGCACACCUAGAUUGUCGACCAUAAGUGGGGAACCACCCCCGCCUCCGCCCCAUAGAACACGUAACAGUGACAAUAAUUAUAUCGAUAUGAGCGGGAUACACGUCCAGGAUGACUAUGUUAAUGAAAGAGAGGCUGAGAAACUGCGCAGCCAUCCACGUAAACACCUCAGAGAAGUUUCAGCAGAUGGAGGCUUUUGUGGUUCACUGGAGGCUUCUGAUGACGAUGAUUAUCUCAACAUGUCUCAAAAAAUAUCGCCACUUGCGACAGUACACACAACUUUUGAGUCUCCUCAUAGUUCACUGACUUCAUCCUUCCACGAUCUCAUGCAUAGUCAUGAUUCCGCUGUGUCUGAUCCCGAGAGACGCACGUUAAUUGGCACAGACGAUGAAAGUGACCCGGAUGUACCACAUCACAAAGAUGUGGUGAACAUGCUGGGUAUGGAGCAGCCGAUUUCUCCUGAUGACACGAGGAAGACCAAAACAUCUAAGUUGAAAAAGUUGUUCUUUGGAAAGAAAACCCGGAGCAAAUCAGAGCCAGCGAUUGAUAUUUUAUCCGUCAAAAGAUCAACGAAUUCCAAGUCAUAUUACCGGGACUCCGCACGCUCUAGUUCAAGCACUGCCUCAACAUAUUCGGACUCUUCCUUUAGAGAUGAAGAUGGCUCAGAGGUUCAGUUGAGAGGAGACGGAAAAAGUGGGAAAAAAGUCAAAGGCUUCUUAAAGAAGGCAAAGCGGCGACAAUCUCAACGCGUGAAGCAAGCAAUGGAAGAUAAUCAAAUCAAAGCACCAGCACUCCCCUCCCGAUCUGAAGUGUUUUAGAUAUGACUGGAUAUUAUGUAACAUGUAUAGCAUCUAUUUUCUUUUCUAUGCAAAAGGGAUGCGGAAAGAAAACCUCUUCGAUUUUACUUGUUGUUCCCCUUCUGUGAGGACAGAGAGAGAUCAAAGAUCAUUUGUGAACUAUGGCUAGACCAACCGUCAUUUAUGAACUAGGGUAUUGAUUAUUUGUGAACUUGACUAAAACAAUCGAUCAUGUCUUAACGGGACUAUCAGUUAUUUGUGAAAUAGAUCGGUCAUUUGUUCACGAACCCAAUGAACAUGUUUUAUGAACUAUCGUGAUUGUGUGAAUGCGGCCAUUGAUUAUUCGGAACUAGGCAAUCAAACAUUUGUGAACGAGACUAUUGAUCAUUGUGAACCAGGUCAUCGAUAAUUUGUGAACGAGGCCAGUGCACAUAAAACUUUUGUGAACUAGGUUAUCGAUCAUUUGUGAACUAGGCUAUUGGAUCAUUUGUGAACUAGGCUAUCCAUCAUUUGUGAACUAGGCUAUCCAUCAUUUGUGAACCAGGCUAUCCAUCAUUUGUGAACUAGGCUAUCCAUCAUUUGUGAACCAGGCUAUCCAUCAUUUGUGAACUAGGCUAUCCAUCAUUUGUAAACAAGGCCCUUGAUCAAUUUGAAUGUUUAUCCCAGGUCUUUACAUUCAUAAUUUGUUCACUUUUGUAUUUUAUCAGUUUUACUGAAGUUGAUCAGGUGAUCAUGGGGGUGAUUAAUAAAAUGAAUCGUGAAAUGUGGGCGGAAUGCAUGCUUACGUACGUAUGUGAAUUAUAGUUUUUCAAGAGCAUUUAAUGCUUUCAUCAGUGGAGCUGUGCAAUACCCAGUAUAUCAGUUUGUAAAUUACAAAAAAAAGAGCAAAAUAAUGAUACACGUCACACGGCGAACCAUUUAUAUUUUCUUUCAGUUAUAAAACUUUUUUUUUUUGUAAACCUGAAGCUUUCGUGGUUGGACUUAUGUAAAUAAGUGUAUCCUGUAUAAUAGUGUAUAUUAGUUUACAAGUGGCAUUUAAUUACAUUUAUGUGAUAGCACUUGUGUAUAGUGCAUUUAAUGGUAUCAGAUCAUCAUAAUUUGCAUUUUGUAUUUACGAAGAUUUUCACUUUUUAAAAUAGCUUGGUUUUCUUAUGUUGCAUAUAUUAUAAAAUUACGAAGUUUUUCACUUUUAAAAGUAAUUUUUUCAGUGAAAAUGGAGGUUUUUACCCGCCAAUUCCCUGUAUUUUGAUGUAGAGUUUAGUAUAUUUUUCAGUAUUAUCAUGGACACAUUUCAAACAACUGUACAUAAAAACAGGAAUUAAGAAUUUUACAUACUAUUUGUAAAAAUACGUGUAUAUAUGCUAUCGGUAUCUGGUUGUGAUUAUUUAUUUCAUUUUCGCAUAUAUUCUUCCGUCUAUCAUCUCUUUCUUUCAACUUGACAAGUUCAUUAUCAAAAUAUAUUGUUAGUAUGACUUUACACCCGGCAAUUGUUUCCUAUUUGGUGUGAAAUUUAAUCUUUAAAUAGAAAAGUGUCUUUAAUUUCCCUACAUUGUUUUAGCUUCGUGUUUCAACAUAUUCGUUAGAUGUUCAGUUUUUUUUAACACGAAGAUGAUCGUUUUUAGAUUUAUUGAGUAUAUACUUUAUUCAAAUCGACCUUUUGCGACUUAACAGCGUUUAAACUGUGUAUAAAAUUAUGUCUCUAAUAUUCAUUUUACACUUUGAUUAAAAUUUAAAAUUUUAAGUCAUAUUUUAACUUCAUCAGCUUUACAUUAAGCAGUAAUGUAAAUAAAGUAUUUUAGUAUUUUACUAGUAUUUUUAACCAAGUGUCUUGCUAAGCAAGAAGGGGUCAAUCAAACAGUGUUAAAACAUCUGUAUAGCAAUCAUUGAAAAUGCUUUUGCAUUUUUAUGCAACUGGCCUUAUAAUGUGCUUUUGUUAAGACUUAUUUAUUUUGAUAAAUAAAAUAAAGAAAACUGA
Messenger RNA from Mercenaria mercenaria, 4504 nucleotides. RefSeq lists its product as uncharacterized. The coding region runs from base 256 to 2550 and encodes 764 amino acids. Lineage: Eukaryota; Metazoa; Mollusca; Bivalvia; Venerida; Veneridae. The record is from RefSeq and is a predicted model, not a curated record. Gene Ontology annotation, molecular function: signaling receptor binding. The transcript has 15 exons.